This is a messenger RNA of Athene cunicularia (burrowing owl), 3358 nucleotides long. It is a transcript of the gene PPEF1, whose product is annotated as protein phosphatase with EF-hand domain 1. The record is from RefSeq and is a predicted model, not a curated record. The coding region runs from base 579 to 2615 and encodes 678 amino acids. Lineage: Eukaryota; Metazoa; Chordata; Aves; Strigiformes; Strigidae. Gene Ontology annotation, biological process: detection of stimulus involved in sensory perception. Gene Ontology annotation, molecular function: protein serine/threonine phosphatase activity; calcium ion binding; iron ion binding. The transcript is spliced from 17 exons. Gene Ontology annotation, cellular component: nucleus; cytosol.
UCUUGAAAGAAAUCAUGUGACCUCGGAUGCGAAGCAGAUAACUUCAGCUCAUCCCUUUCUCUGCCUGAGAUUCAGGAGGCAUGUGACAAAACAGCUUUUCAACAGCACGCGUACAGCGCAGCUGGAGGGCUGCAGCCAUGAGCUUUCACAUCAGGCUGGACGAUGAAAAUGGCGUUUUCCCCUGACUGUUUCUGAAGAGCAGCGCUCAAGAAAUUUCCUCUCAGGAAGCUGUACAAAUAGGUGGAGAGCAAGUGCAUUGCAGCCUCUGAGCGCCAGAGCCCCAGAGAGAAUUGGAGCACCUGUUCUGCAGAGCUGCACCCCUUGUUGUGCAGUUCUCCUUCCAAAAAGGGGCUGCUUUCUCUUAAAAAAGAAUCUCCUAAAGGUACUCUUGUAGAAAAAAUCUCGGUAUUGCUGAAGCAGAAUGAAAAAACAGGAGUGCUAGGAUGAGUCCAGGAGCCCAGAGGGGUAUAAUCCUCAUCACUGAAGGAACAACACAGGAAAUGUGUGUGACGCUAAUAGCCGAGAGAAACAUGCUUCAUAUCUGCAGCAAUUAAAACUUGGGCAGCAUCGUUGGAACCAUGGGGUGCAACAGUUCUGUAGCUUACAGAAGGUCAGAGAAAGAUUACACCGCAUCCAUGUGUACUCCCUUGUUUUCUGUUUUGACAGCCAUUAGAGCUGCUAUCCUCAUCCAGAACUGGUACCGCUUUACAAAGGCCCGGCUAGAGACAAGGCGCCGCUAUUCUCUGAGUAUCUUUCAGUCAAUCGAAUAUGCUGAUGAGCAAGAUCAACUCCAGCUAGCCAACUUUUUUACAUUCAUGCUGGAUCACUGUACUCAUCCUGAUUCAGUUUCUCACAUUCUCACCAGCCCUGGUGUUUCUCAGGUUGUGGAUGAAGGCUUAUCUUUGACAGAAUUUGAAAAUAAAAUUGAUGUUCCAGACUCCUAUUAUGGACCACGACUCUCAUUCCCCCUUACUGUUGAAGAUGCCAAUGCUCUUCUGCAUGCUUUCAGGAAUGAACAGCUGCUUCAUGCUCGCUAUGUACUGCAGCUGCUAUGUGAAACUAGGAGGGUUCUCAAGGAGAUGCCAAAUAUCACCCAUCUUUCAACUUCCUACUCCAAGGAGAUAACUGUCUGUGGAGAUUUGCAUGGAAACCUGGAUGAUCUUUUGCUGAUAUUCUAUAAGAACGGUCUGCCUUCAGAACAAAACCCUUAUGUCUUUAAUGGUGAUUUUGUUGACAGAGGGAAAAAUUCUAUGGAAAUACUUAUAAUCCUGUUUGCAUUUCUUCUUAUCUACCCCAAUGAUUUACACUUGAAUAGAGGAAACCAUGAAGACUACAUCAUGAACCUGAGAUAUGGCUUCACAAAAGAAGUUUCAAAGAAGUACAAGGACCACGGCAAACUGAUUUUGUGUCUUCUGCGAGACGUCUUUAGUUGGCUUCCCCUCGCCACUAUAAUUGAUAGCAAAGUUCUCAUCCUACAUGGAGGGAUUUCAGACACCACAGAUUUGGAUUUCCUGAAUGCACUUGAGAGAAGUAAGUUGAAAUCUUUGAUGCGGCCACCAAAGUCAGUGAGAGACAGACAGGACCAACUGAAGGAGAGAAUUCCCACAACCAGACUCAGUAAACACAUUGCAAACCAGAAUGUUGCAGGGAAAACACAACACAUCUCUUCAUCGGGCUCCACUGAGCCUUCGGGAUCAAAUUUGCCUCAGGACCCCGCCCUGAAGGAGUGGAAACAGAUGCUUGACAUUCUCUGGAGUGAUCCAAGAAGCCAAAAUGGCUGUACACCAAACAAGUCUCGAGGAGGAGGUUGUUACUUUGGUCCUGAUGUCACUGCCAAGCUGUUUGAAAGGUAUAAUCUGAAGAUGCUCAUCCGGUCUCAUGAAUUCAAGCCGGAAGGUUAUGAGAUCAGUCACGAUGGGAAGGUUAUCACUAUAUUUUCUGCCUCUAACUAUUAUGAAGAAGGGAGCAACCGGGGAGCGUACAUCAAACUGAACCCUGAACUGAUUCCUCGGUUCGUACAGUAUCAAGUCAGCAAGUACACACGCAGGCAGAAUCUUCAGGAGAGGGUGGGUACAAUUGAAUCAUCUGCCUUAAAGUCCUUACGAGAGAAGAUCUAUGCUUACAGGUCUGAACUCACUAGUGCUUUUGCACAGUAUGACCUCAACAACACAGGCAGGAUUUCUGUCAGUGACUGGGCCGUGGCCAUGGAGUCUGUCCUACAGCUGGAACUGCCCUGGAGGAUGCUGCGCGCACAGUUAGUGCAGAUGACCCCAAAUGGAGAAGUUGACUACAUGUCAUGUUUCUAUGACUUGAAAAUAGGUCAACCUACAAAACAGGUUCAGCCAGCUUUGGUGGAAACACUGUGCAGAUACAGAAAGGAUCUGGAGAUCAUCUUUAACAUCAUUGACAAGGAUCACUCAGGUCUGAUUUCUCUUGAGGAGUUCGGCCAGACAUGGAAACUCUUUGCUUCUCACCUGGGCAUUGACAUGUGUGAUGAAUCCCUUGACAAGUUAGUCCUCAGCAUAGACUACAACAAAGAUGGCCACAUUGACUUCAAUGAAUUUUUAGAGGCCUUUCAUGUGGUUCACAGACUAGAGAAGAAGGCAAACUCCUGAAGAGGCAGAACUUCUUGGGGACUGUCUUGGAAGCUCACCUUCCUGGUACAAGUCAUAUGUGGUCUGGGAAACCAAGCUCCAGACUGGCAAACAAUAAAUGGGCUGCUUGAUCUAGUAAGCACUGCGCUCACUGUGUAAGCCUUUAUUUAGUCCCUUCUGGAUGAUAUACACCUGCUAGGAACAAGACAGAGAGAUGAAAACCCACUACUUCUGGUGUGUCUGUGUCACAGCCACAUCAGUACCUCCCCAUUUAUCCUUCCUUUGGUGGCAUUUCCCCCAAGGAUGCACCUACAACCCUGUGGGAAGAGAAACAUGGGGAUGUUUCUUCCAGCAGCCCUUGGCGACAGCUGAGGCAGAGCAGUUGACAACCACAAGGAACAUAUCGGACCCUCCCUGGCGACAGAACAGGCCGCCUGUGGACUACCCGAUCCGGGAGAGGAAAACAGGGAAGAACAAUCUAGUUAAAAUAGGUAGUUCUGCAUUUAAUCUUGCUCUUGGCAUGAUGCAAUGAAACUAAAGCAUUCCAGGUCACUCUCUAUCCUCUGUGAAGUUUACAGACACAACUUAGAACAGUGUUUACACUUGCACUUGAUUUCCCCUUGCCACUGGUUGCUUUUCCCUACAUUUGUUGGGGUUUGGAGCUAAGAAACAGUUUAACUCGUCACCUUAACAAAGGCUAAAUCCAUAGCAUGUUAAUGUAACAUACAGUAGAUCACAAAAUAAAGCUUUGGCUUUCAUGGUAA